CAAAAGAAAAGGGUAAUCAAAUUAAUUCUAAUCUAAUUCUCAUGUAAAGUAUUAAAGAUCAUCGGAGAAGUUGAGAUUCAAUCUAAUAAACAAGUUUAAUCGUAUUUGAUCGAGGCCAGGCGGUGGUCAGUCGCUAUCGGAUUUCGUACCUGGUGAACGUCUGUCCUUUUUUACGUAUUGAUAUCCGGAGGCACGAUCUUAUUACGGAGGACUCGUACUUCGCAGUCGCGUUGGAAUCUUGUUACAAGAGGAUGGAGCGGUGGACUGGUAAGGUAGCCGUGAUUACUGGAGCCAGUGCUGGGAUCGGCGCAGCGGUUGCGCGGAGUCUCCUUAAACAUGGUAUGAUAGUGGCGGGCUUUGCGAGGAGAGCGGAGAAAAUCAAGGAAAUUGCCGACAGUUUAGAGGAUUCUCCAGGAAAGCUCCAUCCUGUGGAAUGUGACGUCACCAAGGAGGAAAGCGUACUCGCGGCUUUUGCGUGGGUGAAGGAGAAUCUUGGACCGAUAAGCGUUCUCGUGAAUAGCGCUGGAAUUACCAAGGAAUCCUCGCUCAUAGACGGCACUUUAGAGGACUGGCAGUCUGUAUUCGACGUGAAUGUCCUGGGACUCUGUCUUUGCACACGCGAAGCUGUUCGCGUGAUGCGUGAGACGGCUGAAGACGCCGUUGUGAUUCACGUGAAUAGUCUGGCCGCCGAGAGAAUACCGUUUAUACCAGGAUUCAGCGUGUAUCCGGCGUCAAAGCGCGCCGUCACCGGCCUCGCUCAAACCCUGCGACACGAGCUUGCAGGCACACGUAUACGCGUCACGAAUAUUAGCCCCGGCUUGGUGGCGACGGAUUUCAUGGCGUCCUACAGCAUAUUCUCCCCGGAAGCAAUGGCGGCGACGCCGACUUUAAACGCGGAUGAUGUCGCGGCAGCGGCGAUUUACGUGCUAUCGAAUCCUCCUCACGUUUUGGUAUGCCAUCUUCUCAUUGUACAAAAUAUACAAGACGUCGUGUUGAGGCCUCUGGGUGAAUCAUGCAACAUUCGAGAACGCGUCUCAGUGAUAUCGGACGACGAUACGCGCUAUCUAGGUGUCGUGGACGGAGAUGGGCAUGCAGAAGCUCCCAGCAGCAGUGAGCGGUAUUUUCUCGUGCACAUAGUAGCAAGAACGCAGAGUCUCAACAUGACUUCUCUAUUGAACAAGAUCGUCCUCAUCACCGGCGCCAGCUCCGGCAUCGGUAAAGCGCUCGUGGAGGACUUGGUGUCGAAGGGACUCAAGGUGAUCGGCCUCGCCAGCGACUUGAACAAGCUGAAGAUACUCGCGGAAGAAUUGAAGGGCAAACCCGGCAAGCUCAUUCCUCUGCAAUGCGACUUGAGCAUUCAGAGCGAGAUCGAGACCGCGCUGGAGUGGAUCGAGAAGAACUUGGGCAGCAUAGACAUUCUGAUAAACAGCGCCAGUAUCAAUCUGGAUUGGUCCAGCAUCAACGGCGGAAUAGAGGAGCUGAAGAAGACUCUCGACAUCAAUCUGCUCGGUUUGACGCUUAUUACCAAGGGAGUUCUGCAGUUGAUGAAGAACAAGGGAUUGGACAAUGGCAUUAUCGUCAACAUCAACGACAUAAUCGGCCUGAAAUGGUUGCCUCUCGCUUCCGAUCGGCCCAUUUCCCCGGCAUACGCUUCCAGCAAGAGCGCGCUCACCGCGCUGACUGAGAGUCUUCGUUUGGAAUUGGCGCAGAACGAGUCCAACAUCAAAGUGAUCAACAUCUGCCCGGGCUUGGUGGAGACCGAGAUGACCCAGCAGUGGCUGAAGGAGAAUCCACGAUUGGCCCUGAAACCGAAGGACGUGGCGGAGGCUAUACUCUUCACGUUGCAGACUCCGGAGAACGUGCUCAUUAAGGACCUCAUUAUUACGCCCAUCCGAGAGAUUAAUUGAGCGGGCGCCGGACGAAAUCGUUGUUUACGAUGAAUAUUGUAGUACUUAUAACACACAACUUGAGUUGACAAAUUAAAUAAAGCACUUGCAUUUUUUCAAAUACU
This is a messenger RNA of Linepithema humile (Argentine ant), 2011 nucleotides long. The record is from RefSeq and is a predicted model, not a curated record. NCBI's taxonomy places the organism in Eukaryota, Metazoa, Arthropoda, Insecta, Hymenoptera, Formicidae.